GUUAGACAGGAGCUCAGUCUACUCGGCUGAUCCAUCGCAGGUUUCCUUGUCCCGGAAUCAGACGAAUUUGUUGAAACGGUGACCGCAGGGAUGUAUUUGCAACAUCGGCACUGUGUUAUUAUAUAGAAGAACAUUUCACAUCAUGUACAGCUAGCCCAAAUAACCUCAUGAGGGAGAAGAUGUUUCAUUCAGAAGAAGUUUGAAAAGAUGAACUUUUCAGACAUAAAACAAUUGCAUUUAGAAGCAGCUCGGCUCCAGACAUUUGAACACUGGCCUCUAGCCUCCGCAGUCAACCCCCAGCGACUCGCCAAGACGGGGUUUUAUUAUAUCGGACCGAGUGACAGAGUGAGGUGUGUCUUUUGUAACGGAAUCCUCAAGAGUUGGCUCCCUAAUGAUGAUCCAGAAACAGAACACAGAACCCACUUCCCCGACUGCCCAUUCCUGCUGGGUAGGGAGGUGGGAAAUGUUCCCAUGGCAACACAGCAGGCAGCAAGGCCAAGGUUGCUUCUCCGACUGGAGAGCGUUCGGUUUCCGGCGUAUGGGGAGAUUGGUACCCGCUUGGAGUCGGUGUCUAGACUGCCAGGGAGUGUACUGCAGGACAGACAGGUGAUUGCGGAGGCAGGCUUCUUCUAUACAGGCUAUGGUGACAGCGUCAGGUGUUUCUCCUGCGGAGGUGCAUUGCGGAACUGGCAGGAGGAUGACGACCCCUGGAUUGAGCACGCGCGGUGGUUUCCCCGAUGCCCCUACGUCCGUCAGCAGAAGGGGAAUGAGUUUGUAGAUGACAUUGAAGCCAAUUUCAGGAAUGCAGUAAGUGGCAUGUCGGUGCCGCAGUCGCCCCACAGGGAAUCUCCUGUACCAGAAAGACGCCAUGAAGAGUGGUCUCCCAUGAUCCAGGCAGUAGUGGAGAGUGGCUACAGUGUGGAGGUCGUACAGAGGGUUCUGCUUGAUCUCAAGCGGUUACGAGGUCCAAAUUCUCCAAUUGAUGUGCAAAGCUUGAUGGAAGCCGUUAUGAGGGACCAGGAGGAAAAAGGUGGCUCCGGAUCAGCAUCACAGGCUCGUCCUGGCCCAUCAGGUUCACACUGGGACCCCGAGGAUCGAAUCAUCUGUAAGAUCUGCAUGGAGCGAGAGGUCGAGGUCACCUUCCAGCCCUGCGGCCAUCUUGUUUGUUGUGAGGAAUGUACCCAUCACAUCGGGGAGUGUCCGGUCUGCCGGAGAGCAAUCCGAUCCACAGUCCGCACAUACUUAGCUUAAUGUUCAAGAAGUACAGUACAGUCAGCGUUGUAAUGGCCUUGUUAUCUUUCACUCCGACAGUGUUUCGGACUGUUGAUGUCAACGAUUCCAACUGUAAACUGUAAACUGAUUCUGUCAUAAGAUAGUAUUUUCAUCUUCACUAGAGUAUUCCUGGACCAAGUGUCAGCUGUUUCUACAGUACUUGCAGCUUGUGUUCUGAUAGUCCAGGAGAUUUAGAGCCUGAAGUGGGGGAACCAAGUCAGAAAUACCUGAGUAUUUACAGACUAAAAGACUUAAGAUAUCUUUGGUGGGGAACAUUAUCAUUAUUAAGGUUAAUUAUGAACAUACCAAUACUUAAAGAAAAAAUCAUGAACUGUUUUUUUUAUGUUUUAAAGAAAUAUCUUGAAACUUUAUAUUUUUAAGCAAUGUUUCUAGUGAAAGGUUAUAAUUUUAUUUUCAUAUUGAUAUAAAUCUGAAAAUGUUAAUUUAAAACAGUAAAACAUAUUUUAGAUUUAUAAGUAAUUUUGACAUCUAUGGAUUUAGAACUCCAAAAAUAAUUAUUUUAACAAAUUUUCUAGAUAAAUAAUAAGAGAAAAUAACAAAAAAAUUGUUCUCAAUAGAGUGUACCUGCUAAAACUAAUUAUUUUCUUACUUUAGACAAAUUUUAUUUUAUGUAUUUUCUCAUGCUUUUAGAAAAUCAUACUGCAUAACAAAUAGUCUUCAGGAAAAGAAGUGAUGAGAGUUAUCCCCCUUUGACAACGUUGACAUUGCCUUGGAACAUUUCAACUUGACUGGAUAUUAUUUUUGACAGUACAUGCAGCUUGUGUUUCACAGGUUUCCUUGAGUUUGACCACUGCCAUAUUGUGUUAUUUCAUCCAGGGGCUCACAACAGACUUUUAUACCUACUAUAUCAGAAGCUCCUCACAGCGAUAGCCCAUUCGCGGAGCUCUCCAUACCGUCGCUGCCACCAUUCAAAGCGCCCCACUGUGAUAGGUGGCCACAACCAUGCUCCUUGAAGAUCCGGGGUAGAAUAGGUCUUCAGCAACCCUUGCUUGCUGUAAAAGGCGACUGUGCUUGUUGUAAGAGGCGACAA
Molecule: messenger RNA, 2323 nt
Organism: Haliotis rufescens (red abalone)
Lineage: Eukaryota; Metazoa; Mollusca; Gastropoda; Lepetellida; Haliotidae
Product: baculoviral IAP repeat-containing protein 3-like
Exons: 7
Coding region: 208-1251 (347 amino acids)
Biological process (GO): negative regulation of apoptotic process; regulation of cell cycle
Cellular component (GO): spindle microtubule; cytoplasm; nucleus
Molecular function (GO): cysteine-type endopeptidase inhibitor activity involved in apoptotic process
Source: RefSeq, a predicted model, not a curated record